This is a messenger RNA of Sphaeroforma arctica JP610, 1003 nucleotides long. Its product is annotated as phosphatidylinositol transfer protein alpha isoform. The record is from RefSeq and is a predicted model, not a curated record. NCBI's taxonomy places the organism in Eukaryota, Ichthyosporea, Ichthyophonida. The transcript is spliced from 5 exons. Gene Ontology annotation, cellular component: cytoplasm. Gene Ontology annotation, molecular function: phosphatidylcholine intramembrane carrier activity; phosphatidylcholine binding; phosphatidylinositol transfer activity. The coding region runs from base 63 to 869 and encodes 268 amino acids. Gene Ontology annotation, biological process: phospholipid transport.
UGGACAUAUUCCACCACGAGAGACUAGGGAACGACAUCCUCAGUUAGCUGUAAUCUGCAAUCAUGUUGAUCUCAGAGUAUCGUAUUGUCAUGCCUGUCUCGGUAGACGAGUACCAGGUGGGACAACUUUUCAGUGUUAUGGAGGCUAGUAAGAACGAAACCGGCGGAGGCGAUGGUGUCGAGAUUAUCAAAAACGAGCCCUUCGAGAACCACAAGGAUUACGGCAGCGGCCAGUACACCUUUAAGAAAUACCAUCUCGCUAGUAAAGUUCCAAAGUUUGUAAAAAUGCUUGCACCAGAGGGCUCUUUAGUACUUGAGGAAGAAGCCUGGAACGCAUUUCCUUACUGCAAGACCGUGUUGAAGAACCCGUCCUACAUGAAAGAUAACUUCUUUAUUGAUGUGUCCACCCACCACUUAGCAGACGCUGGAACCACAGAAAACUGCCACAAGCUAAGUGGGAAACAAUUGAAGUUGAGAAAGGUCGUGAACAUUGAUAUCGCUAUGGAUAAAGUGCCCGCCUCGGAUUAUAAGAAAGAGGAGGAUCCUACAAAAGUGAAGUCGGAGAAGACCGGACGAGGACCCCUAGGAAAAGGCUGGCAGACAAAGGUAGACCCGGUGAUGACAUCAUAUAAGUUGGUCACCUGUGAGUUCAAGUGGUGGGGAUUACAGAAUCGAGUGGAGAAGGUUGUUAUGGACUCAAACGAACGCCUCCACAGAAACUUCCACAGACAACUCUACUGUUGGAUGGACAAGUGGCAUGGAUUAUCCAUGAAAGAUAUCAGAAAGCUGGAGGCACAGGCUAAGGCCGACAUUGACAAGCUAAGAAAAGAAUCCGAGCUGCGUGGCACGAAGGGAGAAGAUGAUGAAUAGUUUGCCCAUCAACCUGUAAUAGACAAUCUGUAGUUGUGGGGCGGUGACUCGUUGAACGCUCACCGCUGACACUAUGUUUGUACUCUCAUUAAAUCUUUGUAUGUACCUGUGUGCACAGUAAAAAUAUAUUGCUA